AUGGAUUCUUACAGGACCUAUUUGGCAACUGUCAAACUUGAUGGCUCUUGGUUGGAAGAACAAGAUGAAGAUAUUUAUGAGGUUGAAUCUCGAGUGCCUUUACCGUAUCCUUUUCCUUUGUGUGAACAUUUGGAUGAAAAUAACUCACUUGAACAUGCAAAAGUUACACAAACAGAAUUGAUGCGUGAGUCAUUCAAACAGAAACAACAGGCAACAGAGUCCCUUAAAUGCCAAGAAGAACUGCGAGAGCGCCUUCAUGAAGAGUCUAGGGCCAGAGAACAGCUGGCAGUGGAGCUCAGUAAGGCUGAGGGUAUCAUUGAUGGCUACGCAGAUGAAAAAACUGUUUUUGAAAGGCAAAUUCAGGAAAAAACUGAUAUAAUAGAUCGCCUUGAGCAGGAGUUGUUACAUGCAGGUAAUAGGUUGCAAGAAUUGGAAGCAGAACAACAAGAAAUCCAAGCAGAAAAAGAAUUAUUGUCAAGACAGAAGGAGGCAAUGAAAGCAGAAGCAAGUCCAGUUGUACAACAAUUACUACAUGAGACAGAAAAAUUAAUGAAGGAAAAGCUAGAAUUGCAAUGUCAAGCUGAGAAAGUACAUGAUGAACUUCAAAAACAAAUGAAAGCUUUGGAAAUAGAUGUUGAAGAACAAGUCAGUUGGUUUAUAGAGAUGGAACAAGAAAAAAAUGCUGAAGUAAUGGAUUUAAGACAGCAAAACCAAGCACUGGAAAAGCAAUUAGAAAAAAUGAGAAAAUUUUUAGAUGAGCAAGCCAUUGACAGAGAACAUGAGAGAGAUGUGUUCCAACAAGAAAUACAGAAGUUAGAACAACAACUUAAGGUUGUGCCUCGAAUCCAGCCUGUUGGUGAACAUCAAACUAGAGAGGUUGAACAGUUAACAAAUGAUCUAAAAGAAAAAACAGACAAGUGCAGUGAGCUGCUUCUAUCAAAAGAACAGCUUCAGAGAGAUGUACAAGAGAGGAAUGAAGAAAUUGAAAGGCUAGAGUUCAGAGUGAGAGAACUGGAACAAGCCUUACUUGUUAGCACAGACAAUUUUCAAAAGGUAGAGGACCAGAAACAAUUUGGAGCCUUACAAGCUAAAGCAGAAUUUUCUCUAGAAGUGCAACUGCAAGCUGAGCGAGAUGCUAUCGACAGAAAAGAGAAAGAG
Molecule: messenger RNA, 1158 nt
Organism: Marmota flaviventris (yellow-bellied marmot)
Lineage: Eukaryota; Metazoa; Chordata; Mammalia; Rodentia; Sciuridae
Source: RefSeq, a predicted model, not a curated record